UUUCUGUUGCUUUACCGUGAUAAAAUUCUUAAAGCCCCUCCAUUCCAUGACGACUGGCAUGCUCUUGAUGGAGCGUGGACGAGGAGGUUUAUACGGGCAGAACGAAACGAGAAGAUUGAUCUGAAAACAAAG
Messenger RNA from Ambispora leptoticha, 132 nucleotides. The record is from the annotation of a GenBank genome assembly. Lineage: Eukaryota; Fungi; Glomeromycota; Glomeromycetes; Archaeosporales; Ambisporaceae.